CAAUUACCCCACACCAUCAAGCCAGGAACCUUCCACCAUGAAGCCAUCUCAGCUGCUCACCGCCGCGACCAUGCUGUCGCUGCCAGCUCUGUCCUUGGCGAAAUACUGCGCCGGGUGCGACUACGCGGCAUGCUACUACAACGGUGGCUGCAUCAACCUGGACCCAGCGAGAGGCCGCGCGAACCCUGGCUGUUCCCCUCAAAUCAUCGGUGCCACUUGUCACUGCGAUUACAGUGGCGCAGACAUUCACUGUUGCACAUCGUGCCCAGGAACUUGAGGAGGCAGUGGCUCGAGGUGCGUGGUGCCUGAGUGGAAGGAGGACAGUUUGGAGGGAGGCAAGCUUCGCUACAUCUCGGCUGGCGUAGAUUGAUGCCUACCCGCGAGUACAUGACGGUCAAGAUGGCGAUGAAGCAGGGGCUUGAGAGUGGAUUCCGUUCUGGGUGGAAUUAAUAUCGAAGAGGGCAAUAUUGUGGACUGCGAGCUCGAUAAUGUGUUGCGCCAAUGAAUUUCCUUGCGGCCG
Molecule: messenger RNA, 520 nt
Organism: Zymoseptoria tritici IPO323
Lineage: Eukaryota; Fungi; Ascomycota; Dothideomycetes; Mycosphaerellales; Mycosphaerellaceae
Exons: 2
Coding region: 38-277 (79 amino acids)
Source: RefSeq, a predicted model, not a curated record